Messenger RNA from Ochlerotatus camptorhynchus, 6982 nucleotides. Its product is annotated as protein charybde-like. The transcript has 4 exons. The coding region runs from base 975 to 1712 and encodes 245 amino acids. Lineage: Eukaryota; Metazoa; Arthropoda; Insecta; Diptera; Culicidae. Gene Ontology annotation, cellular component: cytoplasm. The record is from RefSeq and is a predicted model, not a curated record. Gene Ontology annotation, biological process: apoptotic process; regulation of TOR signaling; negative regulation of signal transduction.
GCCGGGUUAGUUAGGUUCUUUCAAUUGAUCAAGUAACAUCGUACAUGAAGAGAAGCAAAAAGCGCAGAAGAGAGAAAUCAGAGUUUUAUCUGAACUUGGCAGUUUGAGUCAGAAGAAGCACAGAAAGAGAAACCUACUACACAGAAAAUCAACAAGAGAGUCACGAAAGGAACAAGAGAGUCGCUUUUUUGUCACCGUCUUUAAAUGAGCAAAGUACACACAACGUUGAGUUAUUUUGUAAAUUUUAUCAUUAUUUAGUAAUUAAACUAACUAGUAGACUCUUAACAAAUUGUCACCAAAAGUUACAAAGUUUUUGUCUGUGAAAGAGAACAAAGCUGGAGGAAGCAAAUCAACAACGAGAUUCUCGUGUGAUAGUACUGAAAAAGCGCAGCUGAGUUCGAAAAAAGCCAUCAGAAGCAGAAACCGACAGCAGUAGCAAAGGCACUAUUCCGCGAGAAGAAAAUCGAUGAAUAUCGAAAACAGUGCGAGCCAAAUUGCGGAAGCGAGCAAAGAAUUUUUUUUACAAGUUAUGCUUGUCGUACGGAACUGAUAUACGUGAAACACAAUCCUCUUCGCAAAGUAAUGCUUAGGAUUUUCAAAUUUUGCCCGACAAAUACAAAAAGUUGAAAAUCAAUUGGAGCAACAAACCGCAUCAACAACAACAACAACCACAAAAAAUACAAAUGAAGAGUAGAUUAUUUAACACGAGUAAAAAGUAAUAUUUAAAAAUUACAAGUUAAUAAAAAGAAAGUGAUAAUCAAGUGCUGUGAAUUACAAAUAAUAAAUUUUAAUCAUAAGCUAAAGUUAAGAGCUUACACAAAAAGAGAAGCAUAAAGGAAGAAAAGUGGAAAACAACAAGUCAAAUAAUAAUCGGAGAAAAGGAAAAAGUCAAGCAUAGCGCAUCCGAAGAGAGCGAGAAAAAAAGUUGCAAAUCGCGAGCAAGCCACCAGUGAAGCAAAUUGCUCCUUGUAUUUAUGAGUGCGAAUUUUGCUGCCAUCGACGAUCUGGUUGAAGAGUUUCUGAAAAUGGAACUCAUUUCCGUUCCCCCAUAUCCAGGCCAAUUGGGUUAUCUAGGAUCAAACAAAGUCAACGAUUUCCGUACACCGUUGAUGCCGAUACCGGCAAAUAGUAAUAAGAACGCCAACCAACGCCAUCAUCAGUCACAGCAGCAGCAGCAGCUGGCGGGCAGUCAGCCGGUCAGCCAGCGAAAUCACCAUCACCACCACCACCAUCACCACCAUCAGGCGUCGCAGGAGAACAGUCAGCCGCUGGAGCCGGCGACGAUAGCCCUCACCGCGUCACCCCAUGAGGAUGCCCUGCAAGCACUGUCCGCCCGGCUCGAGUCGGAACUGCGCACUGCCAAACGGCGGCAUUUAGCAUGUACCGAAGUAUUACUCCCGGCCGACCUGCUGCCCCGGAUAGCUUCGCAGAUGUUCGAACUGUCCGAGAAGGAACCGUGCGGCAUCCGUGGCUGCACGGUCUACAUCGAGUUCGAGGACGAGCCGGACAAUAGCAGACGGAUCGCCACCAUGAAAACCGAUCCCACGACAGUAUCCACCUUCGAAUUGUAUCUCACUCUUCGGCAAGACAGAAGCGGCUGGACCUCGAUCCUGCCACAGUUUCUCAAAAAUUUGGCUCGUGGCAGUACAAUUAUGAUCAGUCCGGAGUUUGCACUGACCAAGAACAAGCUCUAUCACGCCUACUCGGACUAAGUCACCGUCGCCGCUUCUUUGACCAACUGCACGCGUGCCCCCCCGGCUGACUGACGGGGGGCUCACUACAAAAAGGUAGGAACGAAUUUUCCAACUCUUUCCAACCGCAAAACAAAAUCUAUCUGUGAGAAACAAACAAGCGAAAGUCAACCACCCCGGAUUUGGGAUCGCACGAUUCCAGCGAACAUACGGGGGAGGUCCCGAAGUUGGGCUACGCUGGGCUGCGACACAAACGCUCUAAUUUUUUAAGUAUUUUAUAAAUAUUUAAAAUUGUGGCCGGUGGCGAUACAAAUUAACAACAAAAAACAAACAAACACAAACCAAGUGAUCGUUUAUGUGUAGAUGACGCUAACAAAGCAAAACAAGUAUAAAUGUAGCCAGCGAAAAAAAAAAUGAAAUCUCUCUCAUCUUUUUUAAUUUUUUGUGUAUAGCCAACAUCGUGAAAAACAAAAAAAAAAUGUUACAAAGAUACAACAAAUUCGUCGCCAUUGUGAAAGUUUUGAGUUAAGGAAAUGUAAACAAACAAAACAAAAAAUCAGCAGGACAAAAAAUGUGUACAGUUGGACGGACAGUCAGAACAUCGAUUAGAAUCUUUUCGUUUCGUUGUCGGUGUUGAGCGUACAAAAACAAAAAAAAAAAGAGUAAAGGAAGCCUUGAACGAAUACAAUGCUGAACAUAAUUACACACAAAAACAAAUCGUAGUAGUCGUCGUCGUCUUACACAUAUGCAAGCAAACACAAGUGUAGGUAUGAUUUUUUUUUUCUAAUUGAAACGAUUUUGUGAUGAUUUCCUAGUGAUUUUCAAAUUGCGCCCCGCAAAGCGCCCCCUGAAAGGGCAGUUCGCCCUUUUGUAUUUACGGGGGGUGCUUGGCGUGGCAUGUUAAGUUUUUCUCUCGCCUCGAAUGUGAAGGGAAGCAAUCAAUCAAUAGAAGUUUACACCGUGAUCGAGGUGCAAGCAAAUGGCAACCUUCUAACUUUUUUUUUUUUAAUUUGGUUUGGCUCUAGGAUUUUAUUUUUUUUUUUCAAAUUGAAUCCCGAAUUGAUGGAGUUGUCAUCUUUUCGGUGAACCACUUUUUUUUUUAGAACUCUCCCGAUUCGAUUGGAUACUAUAUUUGGAAAACAAGAAUUUGGUGCAGAAUGUUCCUACGAAGCAAAAUUUCUUUUCAAAAUUUGCAAGAAACGUCAAAAUCAAAACAAACGAAGGAAAAAUAGAACGUGCGCGCGGGGAGACGCAGGGUCGAGUGGGGGGUUGGGAGAAAAAAAAACGAAGCAAACCGAUAAAGCAUUUGUGAGUUAAUCUUUUUAAGGCAGUUUAAAGGCUAAGGAUGAAGGAAGCAGGAAGCAUAUUUUUCGAAGGGAAGAUUUUUUCCGUGUCUCGUUUUUUGUCUCUGUGUAUCUAUUAUCCAUUAACGAUUAUUAGAUGAUAGGAACGUCGAAGAAGGUGAAGAGGAAGAAGCGAAAGACGAAUACAACUUGUUUAUCAUUUGUGAUAUUUGCGCUAAUUAGGGAUGCAACUCUUUUGUUUUAGUUUGUUUUUUAACGAUAUAGAAUGCUAGAAUCCACAACAAAACAGGAACUUUAGGGGCCGACCUUUUUUCUUUUUUCUUCUGCAAACUUCGAUAAGUUGAUCUCAGAGUUAAAAAUAAUCGAGUAGUAGUAAUAAUAAAUUAUCCGCGACACAAGCAAAGUUUAAUCAAUAGGAACCAACAGCUUUUCGAUUUUCGCAAUCACUGAUCUCCGAGGGAACCAGAGAGAAUUCGUUUUUCUGAAGUGCUCCGUUUUUUUUAUUCACAGCAUAACAAAGAAGCUAGAGAGCGCCGCGAGAAAACAAAACCACUCAUACUCACUCACUUAUGCGCAUUCAAUAUAUCAAAUUAGAACUCGUAUAUCAAUUAUCAAAAAAACCCUCCUUUCCUACUGUAUGGUCGUAAAGCAAAAAUAAACACACACACACACACAACCAAAUAGACGCGAAACGGUUUUCACACUUGCACACGCAAACAAAGUAAAACAGAAACUGAUCUUUUAUUAUUACUAUUGCAACUGUCAUUGUUUGUUUCAGCGAAACAAUAACAAUAUAUUAAACAAAGCAAAACAUAGAUAUCGAUAUGUGUCUGUAGUAGUUAUCAACAAAUCAUUAAUCAUAAUCGUAUAGAUCGUGGCUAAAACAAAUCAACAACACAAUUGCUCUCGAAAUUUUCCGGACCUUUGUUGAUACCGCAUUGAAACAGUUAAAAAAAAAACAUUUGACCGGAAAUCGGAUAAGCCCUUUCGAAUAGCCCCCGUAGCAUGACAGUGAUCCCACGUCCGCCAGGGCUUAGGAACAAUCAGUCUGUUGGACUGUUUUGCAAAAACAAAAAUCCACUAAAGUAAACUUGAUCAGCUGAAGAACUCACCCACCUUUCUUUUCUUCUUUUCGAUCGCAUCGGUAAACAGUGAAGCGUGAAGUGUUCUUCCUAAAACCUGUUUGCGAGCGCUUGGGAUCGUAGUCGCGCUCCGAGGGCGGCCGUUUGCGGCCAAUCGCUUUCCGAUGGUUUUUGAUUUUCACUUUUUCGGUUUUAACCUUCGUUGGAAAUCUGAAUUUGAAAGUAGACACAUAAACACCCGCGGAAAUUUGAAACAAUAAAUGAUAAAAGAAUGGAUUAAAACGUGAUUAGGAUGUAAGGGCAAAAUUUAUAUUUAAAACUGAAGAAAGCGAAAUUAUUAUUACCGUAAAAAAAAAAAACUGGAAAGUGAAAUGUUUGAUACAAAAAAAUAUUGUGUGUGUGUUUUUCUAUAUUUAUUAAAUAUAUAUCGUAAAAAAAAACAAAAUAACUAUAAAAACAACUAGGAUUUUCAAAUUUAAAAUAAAUAAUUACAAAACAAAACAAAUUUUUAAACAACAAACAGCCCACAAAAAACAAAACAAACCAACCUUAACGAGAUCAACAAACAAACAAAAACCACAAGUCUACGAUUGCUUUUCCUUUUUAGAAAUCCGUACUAGGAAAACAGAUAACAUAAUGCAAACCAAACGCGAGUCAAUUUUACUUUCCUAUCGAUCGAAUCCCACACAUUAGACAUUACAACUCGUUCCGAAUCUUUCAUGAAAAAAAAAACAAAUAAGAAAAAGCAAAAAAUAUAAUAACGAUAACAAUUUGUUCGCGUAGACUUUGACAGCGACAUCUUUUUUUUUUCUCCUCCAUCGGCCAUCGCUUGCUUUGUCGUUUCGCUUUUUGCGAUCACGCGACGGCACCGUGCAUUCGUUUGUGUGCGUGUGCCUGGCCGCGAGCAAAACGUGACAGCUGUACAGCAAGCGUCGAAAAGCGGACGCCCGAUGGAGAGAGCAAAUGAAAACAUCUCGUUCUACAAAAUUUCUCAAGAAAUGUGAUACGAUCUUAGUUGAACCAAUAAAUAACACUAAUCUAAUGAACUUAAGAAAGCGGAAGCGAAAUCCAUAUCCCAGAAUUUGUAGCGCGGCUGCCGGCGUCGAUUGAACGCGGACCGCGAAGGAAAACGAAAAAAAAAAAUAUAUUGAAAUACAACACAAACUAUUGCAAAACAAAAACAAAGGAAACGUAAAAAUACUGUAUGUAUGUAAUAGUAGUUUUUCGUAUACUUAUCAAAACAAAACGAGGAAAGCAAACAAAAAAUAGUAAAAAAAAAAAUCAUAAACAAAAUAUCAUAUAAACAUAAAAAAAAAAUCCACAAAAAAAAAACUAUUUUUUGGUUUCGUUUUGACAAUUUUUGUGGAGUUUGGUGCCGUCCCUCGGGAUUUUUUCUCAACACAAUCGCGCAAGGGACGGUCCACCGCUCCAGCCGAAAUCUGUUUUUAAUUUCCCUUGUAUUAGUAGUACUAGCGGAAGAGACAAGCACAACGUGAUCAAGUAAUGUUAAAAUAAAAAGAGGACUAAAAACCUUACAGCAACAAAAAAAAAAAAACAAUGCUAAAUGUUUGUAUAUGUGUACCGAUACAUACAUAUAUUCAGAACAAAAAAAAAACUAUACAAAUCUUUGUAGACUGUUAAGGAUUUAAUCUCGUUCAUAUCCACAGCAGCAGCGGUAAACAAUACAAAACAGAACAUUUACACAAUAAAAUAUCUGGAAAAGUAAAAAAAUAAAUAAACAGUAGGAACCUUUUGGAUUGAUACACACUUUCACAUUAUGCAUCAUCAGUUUUUGACAGCUUCUCGGAGAUCAAAACAGCAACAACAACCGCGUAUUUCUCUCGGCUCUGAAAAGUAGUUUAGCUUUGCUCGGCCUUGCGCAGCUCGCAGGAUACAGAAAGGAAAACCGAUCGUGUACAAAUGUAACGGAUAAUAAUUGUUAAUCAGUUUUUUUUUUUUUUUAUUAUUAUUAUUACUAUUAUUAGCUAGGACUAGUAGGAUUUACUAAGUAAUUGCAAACAAAGCGCGAGCGCGACGGGCGAAGCGAUUCAGCUUCUGACGCUGCGCUCCGAUCUAGUAAGCGUGUGUGUCUAUUCGAAAAAAAUAAAUUAAAGCGUGGAGCGCCUCGAUUACUACAUAUUAUAGGCUAUAUCUGUAUGUAUAACCUACAAAAUGAUACACAAACAACAUACACACACACACACAUACACAAACCUCGGCUUCUGAGAGAGCAAGAGUAAGCAAGCUUCUAUUUUGAAGAUAUUAACGACGAUAAUGUUUUGUUUUUGAUUUCGAAAAACGAAAAUGCGAGAGCGAAUUUCAUCAUUUAUUUUGAUUGUAAGUGUGAUCUUAACUGUAGUGUUUUUUUGUGUCAAUUUUUUAAAAGCCCUAUUUUUAUUUUUUUGUCUUAUCGAAUUCCGAAUACAAACAAACACAAAGUCAUAGUCAUUUGUUUUUAUUUUUACUAUGUUAUUUAGUCAUGUUCAUUUUUUUUUUGUUUUUUUUUUACAUAAAACUAUUUACAUUUAAGUCGAAUCAAGCAUACAAGAAUUUUCUCUCAGAUUAAGGAAGAAAACUCUAAUCGUGAUAUUUGUGAUUAAUAAGCGAGCGCUAGAGCGUGAGCACGAGCAAAGCAAACGAAGCAGGCGAAGAAGAGCGAGAGAAAGAUAUACAAGUGACAGCGCGCGUGUUUCAAAGGGAAGCUGACAGCGCACGAUUUGAUCUAUUUUGUCCCCCCUUCAAAGUAUACAUUUUUCGUUCUCUCAUUUAACGUGUCCCAAAGUUUGCCCCACUUUGUGGCAAACUUUGCUCCAAUAUAAUCAGUAUUUCAGUUCGCAGUUCGUUUGUUCUUUGCUUUUGUGUUUAGGUGAGGCGAUUUAGUUUUAUAAAAUCGAACCUUCUCCCA